Molecule: messenger RNA, 867 nt
Organism: Orussus abietinus
Lineage: Eukaryota; Metazoa; Arthropoda; Insecta; Hymenoptera; Orussidae
Product: acylphosphatase-2
Exons: 3
Coding region: 263-577 (104 amino acids)
Molecular function (GO): acylphosphatase activity
Source: RefSeq, a predicted model, not a curated record
UGCAACAAGAGCUAGAUUCAGUUCCGAGAGGUGUUUCUGCAAGGUGAUGUGACAUCGCUAAUUGAUAGAAAUCGAUUAAAACCAGAGGAGGUGGUGCGAUCUUCGGGCCGUUCGGCUGACCCGGAUUUGCCGAAACAGUUGGUGGCCGACCUCCCUAAUAUCUGCCUUUCCUUCGAGCUGCCCUUAAUCGAAUCGGCCGAAUCGUUUUGACGGCAGUUAUUCGUGCCUAGGUCAAAGGGUGAUCUUCGCUAUUUUGGAAACGAUGGCAGGAGGCGACCCGAGUUGCGAUCAACCCUUCGUGUCCAUCGAGUUCGAGGUCUUCGGCAAAGUGCAGGGGGUCUACUUCACAAAGUACGUAAGAGACCUCUGUCGACAAUUAGGCAUUUGUGGUUGGGUGAAGAACAGUAAGAACGGCACCAUUGUUGGAAAGAUGCAAGGACAACAGGAGCUCGUCGACCAAAUGAUGCAGUGGCUCUCAACGGUGGGCAGUCCAGGGAGCACAAUUGACCAUUGUGAAUUCACAAAUUGGGAGAGCGUUAUGAAAUUGCAAUACGACGGAUACGCGAUUCGCUUUUAAGCUCUAGUUAUAGUUAACUAUACAAUGUUUGAACGUAAGGUGGAUAACGCGGGGUAUUUAUUCUUCUAUUCGUCACCCUUGUUAAUUGUGUUCAAGGAAUGGGAAUAUUUAUGAGAUUAUCUAAGCAAUACCAGCUGGACUGUGUAUGACAAUAUCGUUUGCGGGAGAAAAAAAAAGACAUACGACUGAGGAAAACCCAAUACAUGACAAUGUUAAAGUAAUAGAGGUGUAAUGUAAAAGGAGAUACAUAUUUGUAUAUAAAAACGAAUAAUACAAAGGAAUUACUAUCA